Dreissena polymorpha is the source of this 1042-nucleotide messenger RNA. Its product is annotated as transport and Golgi organization protein 11-like. The transcript has 6 exons. Bases 157 to 828 code for a protein of 223 amino acids. NCBI's taxonomy places the organism in Eukaryota, Metazoa, Mollusca, Bivalvia, Myida, Dreissenidae. The record is from RefSeq and is a predicted model, not a curated record.
UUUAUACUAACAGAAUAGCCAGUCUACAUGAAACCGGAAGUGAAGAACGAAAUGAGAAAACAUUCAAAAUAAAAAGAAAUAAUGCCACCCAGAUAACAUUUUAUUGUUCUACCGUGUCAGUUUGUUGUGUAAAAGCAUAUUGAUCACAAUUUACGCAUGGCUGAAGAUAAUGACAAGUACUCCAGACGGAGUUUUGUGUCCAGUUUGCCGUCAGACUACAGCGAUGUACAGCCACGGAAUUACGAUCCAGAAUUUAUAUCAGCCAUCAGUAAUCAGAUGCAGGUGCCGGACUCAAUCCCUGUUCUAAAUGGUGGAGACACUGAGUUUGACAUGCGCCGAGGAUUGGACUGGCCAGAAGAGUCACAAGGGCAGCGCAGACACAACAUGAAUGUCCCCGAAAGAAUAAUGUUAGCAGGGGGAGGUCAUCACAUUGGUUCACGACAAGACUUUCACCUGAACUUUGAUGGACUUCCCAGGGGAGACUACUACGAAUCUGUCGGACUUCAGACCCCGCCAAGGACCCUAACUCUGGAUGAGAGGUUUCCCUCUCUUGCUUCGGAGGAUAAUGAUGAGACAAAUAAUGCAGAGACUAGAAUACCAAAUGGCAGAACUGUGGCUGUGAGAGAUCCUGUGACACCGACAUCAGAGAUAAUGAUGUCAGAGGAGAGUUCACUGCAGUUACGCUCACAGUUGCAUCAGUUAAACAGAAGACUGACAAUGCUUGAAAAAAAUCAAGACAUCAUGGUGAACAGAGAAAGGCUAGUUUUUGGAGCGACAUUCGGAUAUUUUAUUCUCAAAUUCAUGUUUUGGUUUUUCCGCAGUAAAUGACGGUUUCAGGGGAAUGGACCAAUGAAAUUGCUUCUAAAUAUUCACUCCUUUUCGCUGAUUUAUAUUUUGCUGGUGAUUUUUUACAGAAAGAAAUUACUUUCUGGUAAGAUGAAAUUGCCACUGGCCUUGCAUUAUUUGAAAAAUGCCUGGGACCAUUUGUUUGCUUGAAAAAAGGAACUUAAAAUGUAUCUGUUUAUAUAAUGAUAAAUGUGUG